Molecule: messenger RNA, 855 nt
Organism: Mesitornis unicolor (brown roatelo)
Lineage: Eukaryota; Metazoa; Chordata; Aves; Mesitornithiformes; Mesitornithidae
Product: cytochrome P450 26C1-like
Exons: 2
Biological process (GO): sterol metabolic process
Molecular function (GO): oxidoreductase activity, acting on paired donors, with incorporation or reduction of molecular oxygen; iron ion binding; heme binding
Source: RefSeq, a predicted model, not a curated record
CUCAUAUUUGCUGCUUUUUUCACCACGGCUAGUGCCAGCACCUCUCUGAUCCUCCUGCUACUGAAGCACCCCGCGGUGAUUGAAAAAAUAAGGCAGGAGCUGAUGUCCCACGAGCUGUACCAGCAGUGGGAGUGCUGCCCUGCCGGACCCUGUCCAGACACCCCGGCCACCCAGAGCCGGGACAGCGAGAAGCCAUUUCUCAGCCCAACAGCCAAAGAUGCUCGCAAGGACCAGGGCCAGCCCCUGGGCCCAACAGAGGAAGGUUUCCCCCAGCCCCCUGCCCCGCUGGAGGCCACCCUCCCCCAGAGCAGUGUCUGCGUUGGCCCCCAGCUCCGGGCACUGUCAGGGCAGAGCUGUCACUGUCCCUUGGACAUCAGCCUGGAGAAGCUGAGCCGGCUGCGCUACCUGGACUGUGUGAUUAAGGAGGUGCUGCGAGUGCUGCCCCCUGUGUCCGGAGGCUACAGGACGGCACUGCAGACUUUCGAGCUGGAUGGCUACCAGAUCCCCAAAGGCUGGAGCGUCAUGUACAGCAUCCGUGACACACAUGAGACAGCUGCCGUCUACCAGACCCCCCCCAGCGGCUUCGACCCCGACCGCUUCAUUGCCGCCCGGACAGAGGCUGUGGGUCGCUUCCACUACAUCCCUUGCGGCGGCGGGGCACGGAGCUGCAUUGGCAAGGAGCUGGCGCAGGCCAUUCUGAAGCUGCUGGCCAUCGAGCUGGUCAGCAUGGCCCGCUGGGAGCUGGCUACCCCCAGCUACCCUGCCAUGCAGACUGUGCCCAUUGUGCACCCCAUCGACGAUGGGCUACAGCUCUACUUCCGCCCCUUGCAACACAGCCACAGCAGCAAAGCCUGA